Messenger RNA from Athalia rosae (coleseed sawfly), 2768 nucleotides. RefSeq names its product pre-mRNA-splicing regulator WTAP (gene fl(2)d). The record is from RefSeq and is a predicted model, not a curated record. The transcript has 7 exons. NCBI's taxonomy places the organism in Eukaryota, Metazoa, Arthropoda, Insecta, Hymenoptera, Athaliidae. Gene Ontology annotation, cellular component: nucleus. The coding region runs from base 630 to 2042 and encodes 470 amino acids. Gene Ontology annotation, biological process: regulation of alternative mRNA splicing, via spliceosome.
UGAUGUCCGCUAGACUUCGUUUAUUUCACAAAUUUCCAGUUCCUAAAAGCGCUGCGGGGGGGUUCGGUACACGCAAUUGUGACUCUAGCACUGUAGCGAUUACGAGCUAGCGCUCACGACCCACACGCAGUGCACACGUUGAGUAUACGGUAGUUUAUGGGAAAUCGUCGGAUAGAGAAUAAUCUUAAAGUCUUAUAGGUGCACGAUUCAGGUAUCACGGUUUCCUUACUUACUAAUGUUGGACGUAAAAUUAAAUCUGUCUAAAGGGAGCGGAAUUGACAGUGACGUUAGUUAAACUCUCAAAAUUGCACUUGUUGGUUUGCAACUACAUGCUUUGAAUUACUAAUGACACAGCAUAAGAACUAGAAACUAGUUCCAUUCUGUGCCAAUGACGCCCCAAUUGUUCCGACAUAUUGGAGUAAUGGCGUCUAUUUUCACCUUUCAUGGAAUUUGCUCACCCACUUGUGAUCUAUUCGGGUUUUCGGCCUUCACAGUUUCUUUCUAGUCAACAAAUGUAGAUGUUUGCUGUCCGAGAAUUGAGUAAUUUGUAAGAAGCUGCGAGGAGGUCUACUGGGCAAAUCGUUGCCAAGAUCUUGAUUUGAGUGCAGAGGAAAUUCCAGGUGACUGAAAUGGCAGAGGAAAGUAUUGAAGUGAAAUCAGCUGGUCCGUCUUCACCUUGUAGUCCUCAUAACAAUGGAACAGGGAAGCCUAGCAGUCCACCAUUACCAGUACUUCGACAACGCAGAGUUAAAUUAACGGAGCAACAAUUGGAGAGCUCGUCAAGGGAUGAAUUGGCAUUGAAGUGGCGAGAACAGGACUUAUAUGUGGAAUGUCUAGAGGCACAAGCUGCAGCCCAGGAAGGUGAACUAGCUUCACUGAGAGAUUCAGAAGACAAGUACAGGCAACAAUGUGCAGAAACAUCACACAGAGAGAAGAUUUUGGUGAGGAGGCUCGCCUCCAAGGAACAGGAACUGCAAGAAUAUGUUAAUCAGAUAUCGGAAAUGAAAGCUGCUCAGGCACCAUCUACAGCAGCCAUGAAAUCUGCCUUAUUGGACCCCGCUGUGAAUGUACUUAUUCACAGGCUACGACAAGAGCUCAUCACAACAAAAGCCAAGUUGGAAGAUACACAGAAUGAACUUAGCGCUUGGAAGUUUACACCAGAUAGCAAUACUGGCAAACGGUUGAUGGCAAAAUGUAGGCUGCUAUAUCAAGAGAACGAAGAACUUGGCCGAAUGAUCGCCAGUGGCCGGAUUGCUAAGCUAGAAGGUGAACUAGCGUUACAGAAAAGUUUCAGUGAAGAGGUCAAAAAAUCUCAAUCUGAGUUGGAUGAGUUCUUACAAGAUUUAGACGAAGACGUGGAAGGUAUGCAGAGCACAAUUUACUUCUUGCAACAAGAACUUCGUAAGGCCCAUGAAUCUGUGAUGUUACUUCAGCAAGAAAAUGUUACGCUCAAGUCCACUCUAGGUGAAAACAUAACGAAUGGCUUAUCCCCUCACACUCCACCAGUCAAGAAAGAGGAAGCAGAAGAAUUCAAUUCUGCAGAAGAAGUCAGAGCCAUGAAAACAGAAGAUAGUGAGGUGUGCAAAGGUGCUAGGACUCCACCAUUACCGCCUGAGGGUUCACCUCAAAAUUACAGGGAUAGUGUUGAAUUAAGAGAGAGGACAGAGCGUAGGCCUAGUCAGUCGGAUCUCCAAAUUGACGAGAGUUCCAGUGAUUCAGCAGCUCUUAUAAUAAAAGUUGAAAACGAAGAACUAAGUGACAGGGAGGAAGAGGAACAGGAUAACCGCAAUAGCAAAUGGACGUUGAGAACUAAACUUAAUAACAGAGCCAGUAGUGAUAAGUCGAAUGGAGAAGAAGUGACAAGAAGAACAACUAGGGGUAGGGAUAGAGCUAAAAGGGAGCAAAGUGGGGCAGGCAGUGACGAAGAGAGAACUCAUAAGAAAAAACGAAGAGAAAGUGUUCUGUCUCUCGAUUACAACGAGGCUGACGAUGAUGCACUGGUACUAACAAACGGUGAGACGCUUCAGAGUGACCCUGAAUGAACAGAUAUUGAUGAAAAUCGCAAAAGUAAACUUAUAUGUUGUAGCUAACCCUUGUUUUUCUAAUUCUUCUAAUCUUUACUCUCAGAGAGCUAGAAACCAUUUGCUCCCCUUAAAUAGGUCCAAACAGUUUGGUAAAAAUAAAGAGUUGAAUGACAUGCUGUGACGUGUGUGUGUGUGUGUGUGUGUGUGUGUGUGCGCGCGCGGGACUAUAUGUCUAGAUAUCUCUACAUAGAUAUAUAUAUAUUUAUCACUAUAUUGGGCAUAUCUGAUUGUAGUAUACAUAUAUGUAUACAUAAUAGGUCGAUAUCUAGAUAUACAUUAUAUCCCAAGUUACGUAGAAUAAUAAUGAAUAUUGAAAUAUGUUAUCAUGAUUAUUAUGUAUCCUGACGUUAACACUAUCGUUAAUAAUUAGCGGUCCAUUUUGGAUUACAAGGUGUAUAAAACCGAUAUGAAAUUCAAGCGAGUAGCGAAUCGAGGUGUGGAACAUGUCAUUGUAUGCACACAUAUGAAUACACAUUACAAAAAAUUGGAUUUCAAAUUCAUCCAGUUUGUUUUAGAACAAAAAUUCUUGUACUAAGAGCGUUCUUUUGCUGUUUCAAUAUUAAGCAAAGGAUUAUCUGUAUACUAAUUGCUUGUUUCAUAUUUCCUUUGGCCCUCUCUUCCUCUCGAUUAUCUACUUUUAUCAUAAUAGUUUUGCCUAUUGUGAAAUAUAUAUAUUUUCAAGAA